CUUGGAUCAUAUACGUGGUCAUCACUCUGUCUCUUACAUCUCUAUGCUAAACAUGCACAAUCAGUACCUUGUGAACUGACUGAUGGUUUCAGUAUAUUGUAUUGUCUUGGAAUGUUCAAACCAGGAGAUUAAGUGUCAACUUUUUUUGCCUGGCAAGGCCUAAUAAUGCAGAACUUCCUCUUGUGAUCUAAAAUCUUGAUUAGUUGUUCCUGAAAUUGAGUUUUGUUCUUUAUUUUGACGAGAGUAACUUGAAUGGCUGCCCUAACUAAGAGAUGGAAGUAUGCAAAGAAAAAAGACAAGACAAAGGGACGUGUAAUGUCAAUUCUGUCUUGGAUACUGUCUAAAAUAUCAGUUUCACAGAAUUCUUGGAGAUUGCAAGAUCAUUAGGAUAACUGAGAAAUAGUUUCGGGCAAAUAUCUUCGGAGUUUAAAGAUAUUUUAAGGGAAAGAAGGUCUAUGUCAUACUCCAUUUUGGAAGUUUCACCAAUCAACGGGGUUAGUGCAGCUGUGAUAUUUCUCCCGAAAAGUCAACAGCCUAUCUUUUAUGGGAUAGAAGCUAGACAAUGAACCUAUCCGAUCUGUUUUCUAAGGCAAGGGGCUUGAGCGCUAGGUAGUUACAAGCAUCUUCAUACAUUUCUAUACCUUCUCUUGUGUAAGACGUUCUGCUGAAAAAUGACUUUAAUGUUACGGUCAUCGACUUCUUUCAUCCAUCUGAAUGAUACCAAGAUCAUAAAGGCUCCUCUUCUUGAAGAUCUCCAUGGCAUAAUCUCCUUCAAGCAAGCAAAGCCACCGAGCUGUCUCCGAAUAAGAAGUUCCUUACAGGAGAUUAAGAUGGAAAGGGGUAGUAACAAAAUGGAGAAACUUCACUCUCUAUCUUUGAAUCAGCACACAAAUGACUUGAGAGUUCCUGUGUUUGUAAUGCUUCCUCUUGACACGGUUAGUCUUGGAGGGAGUUUGAACAAACCUCGAACAACGAAUGCGAGUUUGAUGGCCUUGAAGAGUGCGGGUGUGGAAGGAGUUAUGGUGGAUGCUUGGUGGGGAUUGGUGGAGAAAGAUGGACCUAUGAAAUACAACUGGGAAGGUUAUGCUGAGCUUGUGCAGAUGGUUCAAAGGCAUGGCUUGAAGCUCCAAGUAGUCAUGUCUUUUCAUCAGUGUGGAGGGAAUGUUGGAGAUUCUUGCAGCAUUCCUUUGCCACCAUGGGUGCUUGAAGAAAUAAGCAAGAACCCAGAUCUCGUUUACACAGACAAAUCAGGCAGAAGGAAUCCGGAAUACAUCUCGUUGGGAUGUGAUUCGUUACCCGUGCUCAAAGGAAGAACGCCAAUCCAAGUUUAUGCUGAUUACAUGAGGAGCUUCCGGGAUCGAUUUAGAGACUACUUCGGAGAAGUAAUCAUGGAAGUUCAAGUUGGGGCUGGUCCAUGUGGGGAACUCAGAUAUCCAUCUUAUCCAGAGAGCAAUGGAACUUGGAGAUUUCCAGGAAUUGGGGAAUUCCAAUGUUAUGACAAGUAUAUGAGAGCAUCCCUGGAGGCAGCAGCAGAGGCCAUUGGAAAAAGAGACUGGGGAAGCAGUGGAGGACCAAAUGAUUCAGGUCAAUACAACCAAUUCCCUGAAGAUUCCGGAUUCUUCAAAAGGACAGGAACAUGGAACUCGGAAUAUGGAAAAUUCUUUCUCGAAUGGUACUCAGGUGAGCUAUUACAGCACGGCGAUAGAGUCAUUUCAGCUGCAAAGGGAAUUUUCCAUGGAACUGGUGCAAAGCUAUCAGCAAAAGUAGCUGGCAUUCACUGGCAUUAUGGUACACGAUCCCAUGCUGCCGAGUUAACUGCCGGGUACUACAACACUCGACACCGAGAUGGUUACUUGCCUAUUGCAAAGAUGCUGGCUAAACAUGGAGUUGUGUUGAACUUCACUUGUAUGGAAAUGAAAGAUGGACAGCAGCCUGGCUAUGCGAAUUGCUCACCAGAAGGAUUGGUUACACAAGUGAAGAUGGCUACAAGGGAUGCUAAGGCUGAACUUGCGGGUGAAAAUGCAUUGGAAAGGUAUGAUAUAGCAGCUUAUGAGCAAAUUUUAGCUACGAGUAGAUCAGAAUCUGGAAAUGGUUUGGCUGCAUUCACUUACUUGAGGAUGAACAAGGACCUUUUUGAACCCCAAAACUGGAGGAACUUGGUCGAGUUCGUAAAGAGAAUGUCAGAAGGUGGUCGGAACUGGAGACUACCUAAAUCUGACUGCUGUGGCAGUGAUCUUCGUGUUGGAUUCAUCAAGGAAAAGAAGAUCGAGAAAGUUGUUGUGGUGUAGAGGUGAUAUCAUAGUGUGUUAUAGUUGAAGGAUAAAAAGGAGAAACAAAAAGAGAAUAGGGACAGUCUAAACUCUUAUAAUGUUUUUACCCUCAUACAUGAUGUUUGUAAUUAUCGAGUCUCUAUGUAAAAAUGGAUCGAGAAGGGAUCUAUUGCAUAAAUAUAGGCAAGUGAAUAAAACGGACAAAUCUUCGACAAUCCAAAA
Cucurbita maxima (winter squash) is the source of this 2492-nucleotide messenger RNA. RefSeq names its product beta-amylase 3, chloroplastic-like. Gene Ontology annotation, molecular function: beta-amylase activity. The coding region runs from base 672 to 2288 and encodes 538 amino acids. The transcript is spliced from 6 exons. Lineage: Eukaryota; Viridiplantae; Streptophyta; Magnoliopsida; Cucurbitales; Cucurbitaceae. Gene Ontology annotation, biological process: polysaccharide catabolic process. The record is from RefSeq and is a predicted model, not a curated record.